Molecule: messenger RNA, 1117 nt
Organism: Carassius carassius (crucian carp)
Lineage: Eukaryota; Metazoa; Chordata; Actinopteri; Cypriniformes; Cyprinidae
Product: myocardin-like
Exons: 5
Coding region: 588-914 (108 amino acids)
Biological process (GO): cardiac muscle cell differentiation; smooth muscle cell differentiation
Source: RefSeq, a predicted model, not a curated record
UGCUGUUUAUGUUUUUAUGCCUUACAGUCACAUUUAUCAGAUUAGCGCUGGUCGAUAAUAUAGUUUAUAUUUUGCAAGGAUAUAAUCAAUCAGCCCUGGUGUGUUUGUGGAUGAAGGGGGAUAUUCUUACAUAACUUUAUAUAAAGAGCUGGACGAUAAUUUAGUUGUAAUUUGCCACAAAACCAAUUAAAGGUUUUCAAAACCAGAUGAAACCAACAUGAAUCCACAUGAAGAGUACUUGGAGGAUGGUACUGGUGAAAGAUUCAUGAUGGACACUGGUGUUUGUGAUUGAUUCAGUGACUAACGGCUGAAAUCUGUCUCAGUUGCAGCAGAAGAGCUGCUCCUAUGCUCCCGACCAGAGAAACCUGCAGACACUUUACUGUCAGAGUCCUUCAGAGAACGACGUCAGCGCCAGAGGAUCCACCAAAGCCAAGAGCGCCGGCAUACAGCAGAAAGAGUCUCUGUGUCUCUCUCCGCAGCACGAGGAGUCUCUCUCUCCCACAUCCAGCAGCUCUAUCUUCUGUAGCUCAGAUCCUGUCUCCGGCAGCAGAGGUCCGCCGCGUUACGAGGAUGCUCUGAAACAGCAGAUGUCACGCAGCCAGCAGAUGGAUGAGAUUCUAGACGUCCUCAUCGAGAGCGGAGUUUCUCCUAAGUUCCCCCGACGCUACAGUCACGUGUCUCCCUCCACGCUGUGCUACGAUCACGGAGACGCUCCUCUGGAGGUCACCGCCGAGGGUCGCGGCCUGGGAAUGACCUUUGGGGAGUCGCCGUGGGAGACGAUGGAGUGGCUGGAUCUAACUCCGCCCAGCUCCUCCCACACCUUCCACAGCGGCCCGCCUCCAUCUGGACCGAGCAUCUUCAACACCGAGUUCCUGGACGUGACCGACAUCGGCCUGAACCUGGAGCACUGGUGAAGAGAAACAUCAGAGCUCCAGCGUUAUCAUCUUCCAUCAAAACCACUGUCGAUUCUGGGAAGCAAUGUUUUGAUUACUGGAAACAGAAAUGAAUUGGGUUCAGACACAUGAACAUGUUUAGUUGUCUGCAAACGUGUGGCGUGGGAAAGCACGUAUUAAUGCGUCACACAGGUAUAUCACGUGCACUCUCUUGUAAAUAUGAG